CGUGGCGAGUUAAGGGGCUAUGACGUCCACCAGGUAGUUAGAAUUACACACAAAGUGGGCAGAUAAAGAAUGGCUUCAAAAUAAAAUAUGAAAUGUAAAUUACUGUUGAUCAAUAAAAAUAUCUAUUUUUUACGAGUUUAAUUUGAUUAUAUUUAGAUCCGAAAAAGUCAGUGAGAAUCAGGGGGAUGAAUGUUGUCAGGACAGAGAAAACAAGCCAGGACCCAGGAAAAGGGAGCUCCGGCUAGUUAACGUUUGCAACAUGCUAAUCACAUCUUUAGGUUCGCUAUAACCAAAGGUUACGAGCUCCAUUGGUGCUGAGCUUCGUCUCCAUUAACCUCAUUUCACUCGUUGUAUGUGAUCUCCCGGUAACGUAAUGGGUCCUACUGGGUUAUUCUAUAGAUUUACAAAGAUACAUUUGAGGUGAUAUCUACACCUAGACUAACGUGUUGAUGAGGCGUAUAACUUCCUGAUAUCAAGCACAUGGCAUGUCACAUCGUUUUGCUUUGUAUUAAGUACAUUUCUGAGUCUGGCAACAUUUAAUAAAUAUAUUUGCUGAGCUGUGCUGCCUUUCAGGGGAGGUCAUUCAAUCUAUGCAGCCCUAUGAAGGCAGCAGGACAGGUUUGACCCCAACCACAAGAGGGCGACAUUCCCAAGCCACAAACUCUUAGCCCGGAGCAAUAGUCUUUCUUUUCUUUUUCUUUUUUUUUUACUAGUCAGUGACGAUCAGACGCGAUUAUGAUAAACAUCAUUCGAUUAACCUAGUUCAAAUCGCAGUCUUAAUACGAAUAAAAAAAGAUGUUAUGCAGAUCAUAUUUUAGACAUCAACUUUGAAAUGUCAGCCUGUAAAAAAAAUCCAUUUAAUUAUGGGCAUACAAGUAAGAGAGAGGGAUCCCUAAAAAUCACAUGGAAUUGUAUUAAUAUUUCUAAAUAAUUUUUUUGGAAAGCCUGGAAUUACAAGGUUUUUGGUAAGUAAUUAGUGUCAUAACAUGAGUUAAAAAAUUGUCUGAAUACAUGUUGUUUGUAUACAGGUGUUUAUUCAUGCAAGUAAAUGGGACUGAAACACAUUAGAAUAUUGACACACCUAAAAUAAUAUUUGCAUUGUGACCCAGGCUACAUCUAUACUCAUACACAAUCUCGUUUUCGCUCCGCUUCAGUAAUAACCCACGUCACCAUACGUACAUGCAACACCUGAACACCUGUGACCCAUUGCAGUGCCAGUGCAAACACAAAGCCGCUGGUUGCUUAGUUACAGAUCACACAAAAAACAAAAGACAGCAAUGGUGGCAAGUAAGACAAAGGAUUUCUUUAAUGGGCCAAUGACGAGGUAGUUUCGUUAUUUUUAAUACCUAAACCAUGUGAUGUAGGAGCAUGCAGAAAUUCAGAAAGAGCCGGAGCAGGACAAAUUGAAUCUGAAUUCCGCCCAGCAACAGCGUCAUCCUUUUUUCGCGGUCCGCCAUAUUCGCGCCCCAGUAUGGAAAGAGUCACAGUCGACAAAGGAGAAGGAUGGAGACUGCUUCGUUGCUGCUGUCAAACUCCAUGGAAGGGAGACAUGGGCAGGAGGAAUCUGUGAAAGUCCUUGCAACUAUUUUCAAGAAUGGAAAUGAAUUGAAAAGAAAAAGCCAAAGCACAACAGAGCUUUUGGAAAAAACAAGUGAAUUGGGAUUGGUCCUUGACCGGAUUUUAAAAUUUAACACUGAUUUCCAAGAGUUUACUGAUGUUGAAAGUAGUGUGCAGAUUAGUAACCUUGACAGAUUCCAAGUGCACUUUUCAGAAGCACCUCAUCUUCAAACUGUCCCAAGAGAAGUCUGUCAAACUCAGCCUACACAGGUGCCUGAUCUACAGGCUGGUCUGAGGCCUCUGCUUGAAAUGAAAGUUCCAGAAAUAUUUGAUGAACUCCAAACUAAGGGCAUUGUUACAGAGAAGACCAGGCUGAAACUUGUUAAAGUUUGCAUCUCAGACUUGGUGGAAAAGCAUGGAUUUUAUCCCUCCACUACUGAAAAGGUGGUUCUUGCAAAGAACAUCAUUACCAUCUUCCCGUCCCUAAAAGUCCAAAUUGAUGGCAGAGGAGAAGGCUUUGAGCAUUUCUUUGAUCCAGCAUCACGCUCUGGGUUUUUGGAGAUGAGACUUCGCAAUAUCCACCGGAAGUUAGAGGAAGGUCAGCGCCGUUACAGUAGACACAAGAGGAGCCGAGAUGUUAAUGAGAUGUCAAAUUCUGUGCAGGAUGAAGGGGACAGCAGUGACGUCAGAGAGUUCAUCAACCUGAUGAAAAGGCUGAGGCCUUCUGCAGAAAACAUUUCCUCAAUCAAAUCAGCGAUGCAGAAAACCUUCACCUGGCGCAGAUCGUGGAUAUCCAAACAUUCACCCACUAUGGAGGAAAUCUUGCAAGAGUAUCCACGCUUCUUGGAUAUACCAACACUGCUUGAUACAGAGUUUGGUAAAAUGCAUGAAGGAAAGGGGGACCUGUUCCUAAGGCGGUGGGAGGCCAGCAUCAUGCCAAAGCUGAAAGCUGUUGCUGCCAGCGAGAAGGGUGAUGUUGCAUCUCUUGUUGAAGGGAUGGAAGACCAGAGUGAUGAUGAGAAUUGCUACAUGAUGUUGGUCGUCCUUACUCAUCUCCUUCCACCAAUUGCAGCAAGCCGCUGUAGCGUCAAGUCUGCGAUUAAGCGACUUGUUGAUUUUGUACCGGUAUGUUUGUUCGGAAUCUUGAGUUAAUGUUGAUAAUCCUCGACAGGGUGUCUGCAGGUCCUUAAAAUGUCUUGAAUUAAAUUUUAUGAAUAUUAGGCCUUAAAAGUCAUUGAAUAGUCCACAUUUCUGAUGUGACAAAUCGUUAAACUUAUUUAAGGAGAGUAAUACACACAUUAUGUUGAUCAUUUUUGCACCUGUUGUCAGUGUUGGGCUUGCUGUGUUUCUUAAGCAGCUUAUCAUAGAUCACCAUAUGCUUCACAAGAAGUUGUUUUGCCGAAAUCUAAUUCCGAAGCACCAUUUUAUGGUACAUUAUCCAAGAAUGCUUUGUUUGUUUGGACCUCUUUCUCAGUUGUGGUGUAUGAGAUUUGAGGCAAAGCAUAAUCCAAUGAAAAGGCAAGCACAUGUGGUAUGCAAUUUCCAAAAUAUUGCCAAAACUCUUGCUUAUAAACAUCAGGUUCAACAAAUGUACAAUUUCAAGCUUGGUGACCCGUUUUGUAAAAAAUACAAUGUCGACAAUGCCUUUCCUGUGAACAUUGGUGCUUAAAAGAAAGCUGUUGUUAUACUUGAGGGACUAAAGUCAGCCCUACACACAAAUUUCACAAUGAGUAGCAUUAUUUAUGUUACACAUUCGCUGACUGUAAAUGGCCAGACAUACAGGACUGGAUCUGUGCUGCCACUCAAGACUCAGCAUCAAGGGGAGCACUUAUUUGGAGAGAUCAUUCAUGUUAUACCCCAGGGUGAGGCAUUCCUCUUUCUUAUUAGAGUACUUGAAGUUAAGUACUUUAAUGAGCAUUUCUAUGCAUAUGUUGUGCAAAAGACUAAAGACUUUGAAAUGAUCAAUUUAGAUGAUGUUGCAGAUGUUAGACCUCUUGGCAUAAUGUCAAAUUUCAGCACUGACGAACUCUAUCUCAAUCCGAGGUAUAAGAUUUUGUAGGUGUGCAUCUGUCGAUGGUUAUUGAUGUCAUGUUCAGAAUUCAAUAACAUGAAUUUUUGUACUUGUGUUAUAUAUAUUGUAUUACAAAUAGAUUUAUUGCAUGUGAAGUUUUGAAAAAAAUUGCUUUUUAAAAGGGUUUAAUAUGAAAUCUUAAAUAAAUGACUAAUGAAUGUA
Messenger RNA from Scophthalmus maximus (turbot), 3790 nucleotides. RefSeq lists its product as uncharacterized. The coding region runs from base 1504 to 2709 and encodes 401 amino acids. Lineage: Eukaryota; Metazoa; Chordata; Actinopteri; Pleuronectiformes; Scophthalmidae. The record is from RefSeq and is a predicted model, not a curated record. The transcript is spliced from 8 exons.